AUGUUGACUCCUUUAUCUCCUCCGCUUUACCGUACAUCGUUUGGUCGUCGAGUCUCGACAAUAAGUUCAAUAUAUAUUGUGCUACAAGAGUUAUCCACGACGAUUAUCGUUCACACAAAGUCUGUUGAUCAAACCUCGCUCACAGCUGGGCCUUGGGUCGACCCGCUACUAACUUUUUAUGUACCCUACCCUGUCCUCUCUCUGCCUUCCGUGUCCGAGGGUUCUCCGUUUCGGUUUUCGACAAGGAUACGCUUCACUCAUAUUAAACUCAUACUAAUAAUUAUCCCCAGUCUUCAAGCCUCCCAGCAUCUCGGCGCAGCGGGGUUGGUUAUUUCUACUAACCAUGAUCACUGUGGCGAUAAAGUGACUGAUGAUCAUGGCGUCGGUACAAAAGAACUAGAACAGCGCGAACCGUCAGCGCUUCAGCAGUACGCCCACCAAAAUUACACACCAGCUCCUCUGCUAGGUCUCAGCAUAGCACCACUGGUGGCCUGGCCGAUAUCCAUGUCUCCUGCCCUACUGUCGGCCCGCGUAAUCACUCCCAACGACGUUCAGCCGAUAUAUGGUCCAUUUACCGACCCAGAUACUGCUGCCGGCGCCCAGGCCGUCAAUAGUAGUUCAGUGGCAGCACUGGCGUUUCUUGUCUGGGAUAUUCUCAUUACCACUGAUGACGAAAUUAAACUUAUCUGGUUACGGACGUGGUCCUACACAAAAUGCGUGUACUUCAUAGUCAGGUACCUACCUGUGCUUGUUCAAAUAUCCAUCCUUUUCAUCGGAACAGAGUUGACACCUUAUUUCCACUUCACUCCUCACGAUUGUUUUAUCUGGCAAGUCUAUCAAGGCGUUGCCGCCUCCACGAUCGUCACGGCUGUCGACACGAUACUCAUCUUGCGAGUCCAUGCCCUUUAUCAUGGUCACUUCACCAUCCGCCGCGUCGUCAUCGCGCUCUUCGUCAUCGAAAUUAUCGGAAUAAUCGUCGGUCUUUCCCUUGCAUUGCCAGGCAUCACGUACGACCACGUUUGCCUCGUUAUGGGAGUGCCUCCGACUUUGAUCAUCUACGGAGGAGCGACAAUAAUCUUCCAGACUUCCCUCUUCGUCCUCACAGUCUACAAGUUCGUCCAAGCUCUCCGGUCAGGCUGGGGCGACGUGCCUCUUAUCCAAUUGCUCAUACGCGAUGGGACGUGGGCUUUUUUCCUUCUUUUCAUUGUAUACGCUGGCCAGAUCGGACUGUACGCACUUCAGAAUCAUGCCUACGCGGGUGUUUUGUACGGCUGGCUCAUCACGUUCUUCUCGUUCUGCGGCUACCGCAUCCUUCUAAACCUCAACCGCCUCGCUGAGUCCAGCCAACCCAACAGCCGAACUACAGACCCCGCCCGAUGCACUGACACGAACCUGGAAAUUAGGUUCACGACACGCCCCUUACAAUCAGGGUGGAACACCUCUGACCCCGAAUCAUACGAGCUCUCUCCUCGCCAACUGUCUAAAUCAGCCGAGGGAUCGCGCUCUGGUGGGCGGACGUUUGAUACGUCGCAGAUAUCUACGCUGUCUCUUGGGAGAUGA
Molecule: messenger RNA, 1560 nt
Organism: Cyclocybe aegerita
Lineage: Eukaryota; Fungi; Basidiomycota; Agaricomycetes; Agaricales; Hemipholiotaceae
Source: the annotation of a GenBank genome assembly